Molecule: messenger RNA, 2292 nt
Organism: Harpegnathos saltator (Jerdon's jumping ant)
Lineage: Eukaryota; Metazoa; Arthropoda; Insecta; Hymenoptera; Formicidae
Gene: Inx2
Product: innexin 2
Exons: 1
Coding region: 819-1895 (358 amino acids)
Biological process (GO): phototransduction
Cellular component (GO): gap junction; plasma membrane
Molecular function (GO): gap junction channel activity
Source: RefSeq, a predicted model, not a curated record
AGUUUCUCGGUCCCCGACUGGCCUGUUAGCUCGCGCGAGGGAGUGAGAGGAGACGUGCGAUUGGCGGCGCGCGCGAGCGAGACGGUGAGAGAGAGAGAGAGAGUGAGAGCGAAGGAGACACUCCGUGAGGGCGAAACGGAGCGAGAAAGAGACGGAGCGCGGGACGUAGAGAAAGAGAAGCAGGGAAAAGGGAGCAGCUCGUGGAACUCGCCGUGUCCUCGCAUGCUGGUGUCGCGCUCGGCGUCUCGAGCGCAGCCAUUACGACAGAGUCGCUCGGUGACGCUCGGUAACGCGGCGAGCAUCGCGACGUGUAGCGACGCGUACGUGGAUACGAUAUAGUGUGCUAGUCCAGUGGUGCGCGCGACAACGCUACGUGCACACGUCGUCGGCCGGUGCGGGUCAGAGUAGAGUAGUCGGAAGCUACCGACGGAAGCUACGCACGUGUAUACACGCACACGAGAGAGAUUACCGAACGAGCGAGCGAGAGAGAGAGAGAGAGAGAGAGAGAGAGAGAGACAGAGUGAGUGAGCGAGCGAGCGAGCGAGCGAGUUAACCGUGUCGCCGGCGAGAUCGGCAACCGUAAGAUCGGCGUAACCCUGUUUGUUGUCGCCGCCGCCUUCUCCGCCGUCGAGGGGUUGGCGUGAGAACGAGAUCUCUCGACGUCGCCUGGACGAGGUCGCUCUCGCGCGACUCGCACGACCGGACUCGAUCUCUCGAUCGGGACGUGACGAACGAACGUACGCGCGCGCGCGCGCGAGAAUAGUCAGUCGAGGGGAGUUUUUGUUGGUGAAGAGAGAAGAAGGUAACGCGCGACAGCCAUGUUUGACGUGUUCGGCUCCGUGAAGGGGCUGCUGAAGCUCGACUCGGUAUGCAUCGACAACAAUGUGUUUCGGCUGCACUACAAGGCCACCGUGAUCACUCUGGUGGCGUUCUCCUUGUUGGUGACCUCACGGCAGUAUAUCGGCGACCCGAUCGACUGCAUCGUCGACGACAUACCGUUGCACGUGAUGGACACCUACUGCUGGAUCUACUCGACCUUCACGAUCCCGGACCGAACCGGCAUCGUCGGCAAGGACAUGGUGCAGCCCGGGGUCGCCUCGCACAUCGAGGGGAAGGAUGAGGUAAAAUACCACAAGUACUACCAGUGGGUCUGCUUCACCCUCUUCUUCCAAGCGAUACUCUUCUACAUUCCGCGCUACCUGUGGAAAAACUGGGAGGGCGGCCGCAUCAAGAUGCUGGUGCUCGACCUCAACUGCCCGGUGGUCAGCGAGGACUGCAAGAGCGACCGGCGCAAGCUCCUAGUGGACUACAUCACGUCGAACCUGCACAUGCAGAACUUCUACGCGUACCGCUUCUUCCUCUGCGAGGUGCUCAACUUCAUCAACGUGUUCGGCCAGAUCUACUUCAUGGACUUCUUCCUCGAGGGCGAGUUCACCACCUACGGCUCCGACGUCGUCAGGUUUACCGAGAUGGAGCCGGAGGAGCGCAUCGACCCCAUGUCCAGGGUGUUCCCCAAGGUCACCAAGUGCACGUUCCACAAAUACGGUCCGUCCGGCUCGGUGCAGAAGUUCGACGGCCUUUGCGUGCUGCCGCUCAACAUCGUCAACGAGAAGAUCUACGUUUUCCUCUGGUUCUGGUUCAUCAUCCUGGCGGUGCUCAGCGCCUUGAGUCUGGCCUACCGCAUGGCCGUCAUCCUCAGCCCGAAGCUGCGCUACGUGCUGCUGCGCGCGCGCUCCCGCCUCUCGCCGCAGGAGCAAGUCAAGAUCAUCUCCGACAAGUGCCAGAUCGGCGACUGGUUCGUCCUAUAUCAGCUCGGCAAGAACAUGGACCCGCUGGUCUACAAGCAGCUCAUCGCCGACCUGGCGAGCAAGGUGCAGGGCAAGGAGAACGUGUAGCUCGUUCCGUCCAACGGGACCAACAGACAGCAGCAGGAGGGCCUUUUCGAGGGACUUGCGCCGUGAACUCCUCCAGGGGCUUUCCUCGUCUCUCUCUCUCUCUCUAUCGAGACGAGACUACCGAUUCAGUGAGAGAUAAGGGGGUGGAGAGAGGGACAGGGGAGAAUGAGAGAGUAAUAAGACAACGGUAAGAGACAGCGUUCUCGGGGAGAAAGAGACACGCCGAUGACGCCAUCAGCAAGACCAACGUAUCUCGCGUCUUCGCGACUGGACCGGGUUGCACCGACCGUCGCGGAUUUCUCAGCCGACUCGAAACUCUAAAGCGCGAUCUACAAUGGCAGUAAGCAGUAAGAAGUAAGAAGUAAGCGUGAGCGGUAAGAAAUCAACCAAUCACAGU